AUGUAUAGAAUAAUUUCGACGCCGGCGUCAAAGUUCCGCCAGUUCGGGCGACUCCGAUCAAGAACUAGAAACACCGCCAACUCUGACGAGGAGAACGCAUUCCAGAUCCUAUGGCGCUACCAGAUCCUAGACCCGGACAGCGACAUAGUUGCGUAUUGGAACAGGGUGUUCCUCGUGGCAAGUCUCCUCGCUCUCUUCGUGGACCCUCUUUACUUCUUCCUCCCCACGGUGGGUGGCACCGCUUGCCUCAAGGCGGACCCCAGACUCAGCAUCAUCGUCACCAUUAUGCGAACCUUUGCCGAUCUCUUCUACAUCCUCCACAUGGUCUUGAAGUUCCGCACCGCCUUCGUCGCCCCCAAUUCUAGAGUCUUCGGCCGCGGUGACCUUGUCAUGGACCCUCACGAAAUCGCCAUGCGCUACUUGAAGUCCGAUUUUGUAAUCGACCUUGCCGCCACUAUUCCUUUGCCCCAGAUUGUGAUUUGGUUGGUGAUUCCAGCAAGUAGUUCUUCAACAACGGAUCAUGCCAACAACACUCUUGCACUCUUUGUUCUAAUUCAGUAUAUUCCCAGGCUCUUUCUUAUCUUCCCUUUGAACCAGCGUAUCACGAAAACCACUGGCGUUAUUGCCAAAACCCCCUGGAUUGCAGCCGCAUACAAUCUUCUUCUCUACAUGCUAGCUAGUCAUAUUACAGGAGCAACGUGGUAUCUGUCCUCAAUUGGGAGACAAUUCAACUGCUGGAAAGCAGAGUGCGAAAGAGAGAAUAGAUCAAAAACCAUAACUUGCUUGCCUACUUUUCUUGAUUGUAACAGUGUGAGUUUACCUGCAAGGCAACACUGGCUAAAUGUCACUCAAGUUAUUAACAGAUGCGAUCCCAAGGCCAAGCUCAACGUCAAGUAUAAGUUUGGCAUGUUUGCAGAUGCUUUUCUCAAUGAUGUUGUUACUACUAACUUUGUGGAAAGAUACUUCUAUUGUCUUUGGUGGGGAUUAAGAAAUUUAAGCUCGUAUGGACAGAAUUUGGACACAACCACAUACCUCCCAGAGACAUUUUUCUGCAUCUUCUUAUGUCUUGCUGGAUUAAUUCUGUUUUGUCUUUUGAUUGGAAACAUGCAGACAUACUUGCAAUCAAUGUCAGUUAGACUUGAAGAAUGGAGGAUUAGGAAGAAUGACACUGAGCAAUGGAUGAGACAUCGCCAAUUGCCUCCAGACUUGCAGGAACGCGUUCGUCGCUUUGUUCAGUAUAAAUGGCUUGCCACCAGAGGAGUGAAUGAAGAGUCCAUACUACUUGAUCUACCUUUGGAUCUCCGUCGUGAAAUUCAACACCACUUGUGCCUUUCUCUUGUUCGACGUGUCCCUUUCUUCUCACAAAUGGAUGACCAGCUCCUUGAUGCAAUCUGUGAACGGCUGGUGUCAUCAUUAAGCACAGAAGGCACAUAUAUAUUCCGAGAGGGAGAUCCGGUGGACGAAAUGUUGUUCAUAAUUCGAGGACAAUUGGAGAGCUCCACAACCAAUGGAGGAAGGUCUGGUUUCUACAAUUCCAUCACACUUAGGCCUGGCGACUUUUGCGGCGAGGAGCUGUUGACAUGGGCCUUAAUGCCAAAUUCCACCCUCAACCUGCCUUCCUCUACUCGAACUGUAAAAGCUUUAUCAGAAGUCGAAGCUUUCGCGUUGGAAGCAGAGGAUCUAAAGUUCGUGGCCAGUCAAUUCAAGCGGCUUCAUAGCAAGAAACUCCAGCACGCGUUUAGGUACUACUCCCAGCAAUGGAGGACAUGGGCUUCUUGUUUCAUACAGGCCGCAUGGCGAAAGUAUCAGAAGAGGAAAGCGGCGAGGGAGUUGUCUUUGAAGGAGGGACACUUUUACAUGUCUCUCCCUGAGAAGGACAGAGAAAUGGAUCAAAGUGGAGGAUCAUCAUCAUCUCCAGGGAAUGUGAGAAAGGUUCAGAACAUUAGUACAACCAUUUUGGCUUCAAGGUUUGCGGCUAAUACAAGGAAAGCUAAGCUUCGUGGCAGUGAUCCUGUGCCACAGUUGUUCAAGCCUGAUGAACCUGACUUCUCUGUAGAUCGUGAGGAAGUUUAG
Messenger RNA from Arachis stenosperma, 2073 nucleotides. RefSeq names its product cyclic nucleotide-gated ion channel 18. Gene Ontology annotation, biological process: monoatomic ion transport; transmembrane transport. The transcript is spliced from 6 exons. Lineage: Eukaryota; Viridiplantae; Streptophyta; Magnoliopsida; Fabales; Fabaceae. Gene Ontology annotation, molecular function: monoatomic ion channel activity. Gene Ontology annotation, cellular component: membrane. Bases 1 to 2073 code for a protein of 690 amino acids. The record is from RefSeq and is a predicted model, not a curated record.